AUGGCUGGUGGACCCAAGAAGCAUUUGAAGCGUAUUGCCGCCCCCAAGCACUGGUGCCUGGAUAAGUUGAGUGGCAUCUAUGCGCCUCGUCCGAGUUCUGGUCCGUAUGGCAUGCGGGAGUGUUUGCCGUUGGCCAUCCUCAUCCGUAACCGUCUGAAGUACGCGUUGACUUACGACGAAGUGAAGAUGAUUCUGAUGCAGCGUUUGGUGAAGAUUGACGGCAAGGUGCGUACAGACAAGACGUACCCGUUGGGUUUCAUGGACACGAUUGCGAUUGAGAAGACUAACGAGAACUUCCGUCUCCUCAUCGACACCAAGGGCCGUUUCACGCCCGUGAAGGUUGGAGCCGACGAGAUGGGCUGGAAGCUAUGCCGCGUGCGCAAGCUCCGCUGGGGCCGGAAGAACAUCCCUUAUGCCUACACCCAUGACGGUCGCACUAUCCGCUACGUCCAUCCCAACAUCAAGGUGAACGAUACCGUCAAAAUCGACUUGGCCACCGGCAAGGUACUGGAGCACGUACCCUUCACGUGCGGCGCUCUCGCCAUGGUCACCACUGGCCACUCUGCUGGUCGUGUCGGCAGCGUCGUCGAGGUCAAGAAGACCAUCGGCGCCGUCGAUACCGUCACCCUCAAGGAUGCUCGCGGCGAUACCUUCGCCACCAAGAUCCACAACGCCUUCGUCAUCGGUGGUGAGAAGCCCCUCAUCUCCCUCCCCAAGGGCGAUGGCGUCAAAAAGACUAUCAUCGAAGUCCAAAAGGAACGCCACCUCUAG
Molecule: messenger RNA, 771 nt
Organism: Gregarina niphandrodes
Lineage: Eukaryota; Apicomplexa; Conoidasida; Eugregarinorida; Gregarinidae
Product: 40S ribosomal S4 X protein isoform
Exons: 1
Coding region: 1-771 (256 amino acids)
Biological process (GO): translation
Cellular component (GO): cytosolic small ribosomal subunit; ribosome
Molecular function (GO): structural constituent of ribosome; RNA binding
Source: RefSeq, a predicted model, not a curated record